This is a messenger RNA of Malaya genurostris, 3983 nucleotides long. RefSeq lists its product as uncharacterized. The transcript is spliced from 11 exons. The record is from RefSeq and is a predicted model, not a curated record. NCBI's taxonomy places the organism in Eukaryota, Metazoa, Arthropoda, Insecta, Diptera, Culicidae. The coding region runs from base 587 to 3973 and encodes 1128 amino acids. Gene Ontology annotation, cellular component: cytoskeleton.
GUGUCGGGCAGUGUUUCAUUAGUAAACGAACCGUCAAUCCGAAAACAAGUGCCAUUCUGCUUCGCGAAAUAAAGAGAAAAAAAUACAAACGAGUUUAGUAAAUAGGUACCUUCCUUUCCUGUUCUGUAUGCAGCAAGUGUGUGGCCGCGCGUCCGACGUGAAUAGCAGCAAGGAGUUUUGAAUCGUGGAGGAGUUUUUAGUUUUCGCAUGUUUUCGUGCGUCCCGCAACUAGUUCAGUUUUGGUGCGAGUCGAAUUGCCACCAACGGCUGACUGGUGAAACGACUAGUUUUUAGUUUGUCACAACAGUAGAUAGAAGUUCUUUUUCGAGAGUGCUGUGCUAAAACGUGUCAUCGGUGAAGAAUUCCGAGAAAAGCGUUGAACGUUGGUUUCUGUUUUCGCAGCAUCUGUUCAAAUAAGUUGGAUUAGGUAGUGUUGAAGUCAUCUCGUACUGAGGAUUAUCAUCAAAUUUUGGAAGGAUAUCGGACAGAAAACAAUUGAUUCAAACAGCAUUUUUGAUCGUUUUUUUUUGUUUUAGCCUGAGUUGUAGCGUUAUUUGUCGAACAGUAAUAAAUCGUUCGUUUCGAAAUGGUUGUCCUGACCAGCAGCACUAGCAAGAGCACCCGUUCGACCUCGAUCUCUUCGGUGAGCCGCCGGAAGAGCACCACCGUCGUCCGGAAGAAGUACAAAAACUCAUACCGCGUAAUGGGAGGAUUCGAACAGCGUCCCUGGACACCCACGAAGCGGCGUGGCCCCAUAGCGGCGGAACAUCGGGGCCCGGGACCUCAGUAUCUGUUGCCGCAGCUGCUAGGUACCAAAGUGGUUGAUUCGAAACGUGCGGCGGCACCCGCGUACAGUUUCGGCCAGCGGCAUCGACCCCGGACGGAAUCAUUCAGCCCGGGCCCAUUGUACAAUAUUACGGGUCUCGGUUGCAAGGGCAAAGACACUCCUCCCGCUUAUUGUUUGCAGAGUCGACCGAAGGAGAUUCCCAAGUACCUCACUCCGGCACCCGGAGAGUACAAUGUAGAAAAGGCUGACAAAAUGCUGGUUAAGUCGGCACCACGGUAUACGUUUGGCGUGAAGAAACCUCCCAAAUCGACUAGUGAAACUCCAGCUCCUUGUGAUUACAAACCAGAAAAAGUGGUCCUAGAUAGUACACCCAAGUUUUCUUUCGGAAUAAGACCAGAAAUCAAAGUCCGCAGUGAGACGCCAGCGCCUGGCACGUACUCUCCGGAAAAAGUUUUGCACGACAAAUCACCAAAGUAUAGUUUUGGGUUGAAAGUGAUCCCCGAGAAAACGGAGGAGACGCCAGCACCAGGGACAUAUCAGCCAGAAAAAUCAAUGCUGGCCUUGGAUCGAAAACCUGCCUUCUCAUUUGGACUGAAAACAAUCGUCGAGAGACCGAAAAACACCCCAGCACCAGGAGCGUACGAACCGGAAAAAGCAAAGCUUGAUAACCCACCAGCAUACAGUUUCGGUCUCCGACCCAAUCUCACCAAGCCAAACACAAAUCCGGCACCCUGUCAGUACGAGCCCGAGAAGGCCCAGAAGCUCGAUCACUCACCCGCAUAUCCAUUCGGCAUGCGUCUCAAUCACGAUAAGCCUAGCGACACUCCAGGGCCCACGGCUUACGCAGUAGAGAAAGUAAAACUAGAGCACAAUCCCGCUUACAGUUUCGGCCAGCGGACGGCCACAGCCAAACCGAAUAACAAUCCUGCUCCAGGAGCGUACUCGCCGGAAAAGGCAACCGAGGGCGGAGCGCCCAAGUAUAGUUUUGGUAUUCGACCGACAAUCGAUAAGGUAGACGGUAUCCCGGCACCGGGAUCGUAUUCUCCCGAGAAGGCCAAAGUAGAUAGUAGUCCUGCGUAUAGUUUCGGAGUGCGUACCAAUCGGGAUAAGCCUUGUGCCAUUCCCGGUCCGGGAUCGUACGAUAACGAUAAGGUAUUAGAUAGUUAUUCUCCAGCUUACAGUUUUGGUGCGCGAACGAAUGUCGGCAAGAAAAGUGACAUUCCUGGGCCUGGCGCCUACGAUUCCGAUAAGGUAGUAGAUAAUAGUCCUGCGUACAGUUUUGGAUUAAGAACGAAUGUUGAACGACCUAAUGCAAUUCCGGGACCAGGAGCUUAUGACUCAGAUAAAGUCAAUGAUAAAAGUGCUCCAUCGUAUAGUUUUGGAAUUAAGGGAAAUGUCGAAAAACCCAAUUGCGUUCCUGGUCCUGGCGCUUAUGAUUCCGAUAAAUUGGACAGUGGCACCGCAUACAGUUUUGGGGUUAAAACGAACGUCGAAAAACCGAACACCGUACCUGGUCCAGGAGCUUACGAUGCUGUAAAAGCUGACAGUAAUACUCCUGCGUACAGUUUCGGUGUAAAAACUAACCACGAAAAACCGAGUAAUGUUCCUGGGCCCGGAGCAUACGAUUCGGAUAGAAUUCCUGACAAGGGCGCACCAUCGUAUAGUUUCGGUAUUAGGCCGAACUUGGACAAACCUAGUAUCGUUCCAGGACCUGGUGCGUACGAUUCCGAUAAGGUUGUUGAUAAAAACACUCCUGCGUAUAGUUUUGGAGUCAAGACAAAUUUGGACAAACCGAAUACACUACCCGGUCCGGGGGCCUACGAUGCUGAUAAAACUAUAGAUAAAACAUCUCCGGCAUACAGUUUCGGAGUUAAAACUAAUGUGGAAAAGGUGCCACUGGUGCCUGGUCCUGGUGCAUAUGAUUCUGACAAAGUAAAUGACAAAACAGCUCCGGCUUACAGUUUUGGAGUUAAAACAAAUGCUGGAAAAACCUAUAACACACCAGCUCCAGGAUCAUAUUCACCAGAAAAAUGCAAUUUAGAUCAUACCCCACAGUACAGCUUCGGCGUUAAAACGAACAUAGAAAAGAAAGACACGAUCCCCGGUCCCGGAGCAUACAAGAUAGAAACGGUAAAGCUAGAUAAUACCCCGGCGUACUCCUUUGGUGUGCGACCCAGCAUCGAUAAAGUAGAUCCGACUCCGGCGCCAGGAAGCUACUCACCGGAAAAGUUAAAGAUUCACAAUCCUGCCUAUACAUUUGGUGUGCGUCCGAACAUAGACAAAAUACAGGUAACCCCGGCACCGGGAACCUACAAUCCCGAUGCGACCAAGCUGGACAAUGCACCGUCGUACAGUUUCGGAAUACGGCCAAACAUCGACAAAGUGCAGGCAACGCCAGCUCCCGGGGCGUACGAGGUGGAGAAGGUUAAACUUGAUCACGGUCCGGCGUAUUACUUCGGAAUCAAGGUCAACCGGGAGAAGGCGAACGAUGUGCCAGCUCCCGGUACCUAUGAUCCGGAUAAAACGAAGCUCGAUCAUGCACCUGCCUACUCCUUCGGUAUAAAGCAUAGAGGGGAGACGCUGAAGGAUACUCCUGCUCCCUCAGCAUACCAGCCAGAAAAAUGUAAAAUCGAUACCGCCCCGGCAUUCACGUUCGGCGUGAAGGUAAAUUGCGCACAAAUCAAUGAUAAUCCAGCACUGUCAGAAACUCAGAAUCGUGCUGAAAACUCCACGAUGGCCGUGACGAACGCUGGCAAUGGCACUGUUACCAACACCUCCAGCACAACUACCACACGUUCCGCAAGCAAAACUUCCACUUCCGCAACACUGGCGGAAAAUGGCGGCAGCGGCACUGUUGCACUGCAGCAAAGUAGCACCAGCGCGCAAAGUAGCUCCAGCCAUCUUCAACAGCAGCAGCAGCAACAGCAAAAACAAAUCCAAGUGAUUACUAAUGGGAAUGCCAUUACGACCACCACAACCAGCGGCAGCGUCAAGAUGUCCCGAGAGCGGAAGACCGUCUGCGAGGAACACAUCAGUUCGACGACCAGCACAACGGAUGCGAACGGAGCGACCGUCGUAACGAGCGUAACGAACGAGAAUCUGGUUCCUAACUGCAUCGCCGGCGUCAAGCAGCUGCAGAAUGUUCAGCAUCAGCGGAUGGUUUGCACCGGACAUUUCCGAGCUUGAGCUCAUAUUG